AUGAGCUCGAUCCCUCAACAGACCGGCCUUCAAACUCAAGGACAGAGUACGUCGUCAGCCCAGGCCGCCUCGCACUCUUCCACCCCUUCGCUCAGUGGGAAAGCCUCGCCCCAGGCGCCGGUUUCCACUUCGACCUCGACCUCGUCCGCGGUGCCUCGUUCCUACGCAAACGCGACCAAGAAGUCCGCGACGGACUCUACCGCCGCCGCUCCCGUCACCGUGGGUGGCUCAUCGCAACAUGGGAAGUCGACCUCAACUUCUGUGAGCGGCAAACCCAUGCAGCAAUCUCCAAACCCGACCAUUGUGAAUGGCGCCCCUGCCUCGGGAACUCCUCAAGGCGACCACCAAAGGAAGCCCUCGGUGACCAUCACCGCAGAGUACAACCCUAGCCGAGCGCAGACCGGCCGUCCCAAUAGCCUCCAGUUUGGCUUCGCCAACCAGCAGCCGACCUCUCCCAGCAUGGGAAAUCCCGCCGCGUUGGCCAACCAACCUCAGUCGGGUCUGGGCGUGACGGCCUCGACGAACCCUCGUGCGACCUCGCCGCAGACCUCGCCAUCGCCUAUCCCUCAGCCCGCCUCGAGUGGUGGUCGCCCGCCGCCAUCUUCAUACCCGGCUCAGGUGAACUUUGGCAGCUUUGGAAACGCGGGUGAUAAUACUGCCCAGGCACCCCUUGGCCCCGGUCCUCAGUCAACUCAUCUGCGCCGCGAAUCUUCGCAGUCAACGCACAGCGACCAUAUGGGCAACGGGCCCGGCCGCGGUGGCUAUUAUCCUCAGGGUGGCCGCGGUCGUGGACAUUCACAAUCUAGUCAUCAGGGUCAAAUUCCGUACUCGCCUUCUAACAGCUUCCGUACGCCCAACCAGCCUCGAGGCGGACACAAUAUGGGCCCUCAGUUCCACCCCCCGAACCAGGGGCGACCUAUGCACGGAUUUCCUUCCCCACAAGCCAGCCGCAGCCCAGCGCUAGCCAACGCACAGCCUUUGACUCCCCAGAUGGGCCCGGUUCCAAUGGCCCAUGCUCAGAUGCCUCCUCAGCCGUAUGGUGCUUAUCCUCAACAUAUGGGACCCCAAGCAGUGAGAUCACCCCACCCUAAUACCCAGAAGCCUCCGCGCCGUGGUCUAUAUAACAAAAAGAAACAAGGACCCCGCGGGUUGAGCUCCCGAAACACACCCUUCUCCCCAACCCGUGUUUCUUUUCCUCCCCCCAAUCUGGCCCCAGAAAGCGGAAACUUUGAGCAAUGUCUAACGUUGAUGAAACAUAACCAGACCUAUCCGUAUGGCGACCCUAACUACGGGGCGUAUUACCCGAACUACCAGUACAUGGCACCUGCCUCGCCCCAACCCGGACGCCCCGUGCCGUACACUCAAUCGCCCUACAUGCAGAACCAGUUUCCCGUUCCACAAGGCAUUCCCCAGGCCGCUGGCUUGGCGCGGACUCCCUCUCAGGUUUCCGACCGACCUGGCUCCAGCCUCGGCCAAAACCAACCCCAGCCUGCUGCAGUUCCUUCGUCGCCUGGCCACGCACAUACUCCUAGUCGCUCUUCCAACACAUCGGCCGGAGGAGGCAAGGCUCCCGCGUUUGUCAUUCCUCAACCAGCGCGCAAGGCGAUCACUAUCCGUGAUCCUGAUAGCGGCAACGUGAAAACUUUCGAAAAGACUCCCGCAUCUCCGGCGCGCGUCACGCCAUCUCCUGUUAAAGUUGCAACGUCAACCCCUACUCCACCACCACGAACUGGAAGUAGCACAGACCACACCCGCUCUACCUCCAUCUCUGCCAAGACUGCUGCUGAGAAGAAACAGGAGCUGAAGGACGCAGUUCUCCAAAGAAUGCAACAACAGGAGCAGGCUGAGACCAACCGAAAGGAGGAAGAGCAGGAGGCUACUAAGCGCAAGGAGCAGGAUGAGGAGGCGGCCAAGAAGAAGCAGGAUGAGGAAGAGGCCCGCCAGAAAAAGGAGCAAGAGGAUGCUGCGGCUAAGAAGCAGGCUGCUGAUGAAGAGGCUGCCCGGAAGGCUGUAGAGGAUCUGACCCUCAAUGAGAAGAAGGGUGCGCCUGCUGCAGAAACCUCCAAGCCCUCUGAACCGACCCCUGCCCCAGCAGAUGAUGAGGAUGACAUUGACUACGAUGCUAUCGAAAAGGAGAUGGCUGAGCUUGAAGCCAAGGAAGCCGCCGCAGAGGCUGCAUACUAUGCCAGGAAGCAGGCCCAGAAGGAGGAACAGGAGCGCAAGGAGAAGGAAGACCUAGAGGCCUAUGAGGCUAACAUGAAGAAGGCCGAACGCGAAGCCGAAGCUCUCGAGGAAGCCAAGGAGAAGAAACGUCAAGCUGCUGAAGAAACAAGCACUAAAGAAGCGUUCGCCUCUCUGAAGAAGGGUGGAUUCCCUGCCACAGAGACUAGCACUCCUGCCGAUAGCGGUACUGUUACCCCUGUAUCGGACUCCUCCAUGCCCCCUCCCGCCAAACCUGCAAGUGCCGCAGCCACCAAACAGAAGCCCGCUGCUCUCAAGCUGGAAACCAACAAGGCUGUCGAGCCUCCUCAGCCCACGGCCGGUAUGAAGUCUCUGAACUCUGCUCGCUUCGUGGACGACCUGAGCAAGAUCUCGUACCCUACAUCAAUUGCCUCGCCCAACCCAGCGCUGAACACAAGCGCGCCUGCCGACCGCAAAUUCCAUUACAACAAAGAGUUCUUGUUGCAAUUCCAGGCUGUAUUCAAGGAGAAACCUUCAAUCGACUGGGACGCGCGUGUGCGUGAGACUGUUGGUGAUACCGACUCUUCCCGCCCUCAAUCUGCCCGUACUCCAAUGGCUCGCAACCCAUCUCGUGGCGGAGCUCAGUCUGAUUUCCAGAUGGGUGCUUUCGGUCAGUCGACCCCUCGCCAGGCCUUACCUCCGGGAACCACCUCUGAACAGCGGUUUGCUUUGUCCAAUUCGCGCACCCCCUCCUUGCCCUUCGGCCAAUUCCGAAGCUUCCCCAUGGGGAGUGGCGCCACGCCCCUCAGUCGCACCAACUCCUCUCAUGCUAUGAUGCCUCAAUCUCCCCGUGUUGGAUCUAGCAACCGAGCUGGCACGCGCCAGGGCAGCAAACGCGGCGGCCCGAGCGGAAAGCAACAGGCCAAGAAGGACGAGGAUAUGCCUCUUACAGCUGGAAAAGAGCUCGAAGGUUUGCAGAUAUCUGCUAGUGGAUGGAAACCUCGCAGUGUUGGCCAGGCCGCUGCGGCUUCGGGCCCUACACCUGGCGGCCACAUGCCUCCUGAUGUUGUUCAGCGUAAGGUCAAGGGUGCUCUGAACAAGAUGACCCCGGAGAACUUCCCGCGUAUCUCUGGCCAGAUCCUGGAAAUUGUGUCCCAGUCGAAGGACGAGUCCGAUGGACGCACUCUACGACAAGUUAUCCAGCUCACAUUCGAGAAGGCUACCGAUGAAGCACACUGGGCUUCGAUUUAUGCCAAAUUCUGCAAGAGUAUGCUUGAGAGCAUGAGCGCUGAUAUCAAGGAUGAGAAUAUUCGUGACAGGAACGGCAACGUGGUUGCUGGUGGCAGUUUGUUCAGAAAGUACCUUCUCAACCGUUGUCAAGAGGAGUUCGAGCGCGGUUGGAAGGUCAACCUACCUCCCAAGCCCGAAGGUGUUACGGAGGAGGCUGCUAUGAUGUCCGAUGAGUACUACGCUGCUGCUGCUGCCAAACGUCGUGGUCUGGGUCUUGUGAAAUUUAUUGGUGAAUUGUACAAGCUGGGCAUGUUGACAGAGCGUAUCAUGCACGAGUGUGUGAAGAAGCUUGUUGAUUACGAAGGUGUUCCAGACGAGGCUGAAGUCGAAAGUUUGACCAGCCUCCUGCGAACCAUUGGUGCUUCUCUAGACGCAUCGGAGAAGGGUCACGCAUUUAUGGAUGCCUAUUUCCAGCGUAUCCACUUGAUGGUUCAGACCCCGAACCUGCCAAGCCGUCUCAGGUUUAUGUUGAUGGAUAUUAUUGAUUUGCGUAACUCCCGCUGGCAAUCGAAGGAUUCGGACAAGGGCCCCAAGACUAUUCAGCAAAUUCGCGAGGAGGCUGCACGUGCCCAGCAAGAAGCUGAGAUGGAGCGUCUUCGCCAGCAAGCAAAUCGCGGAGGUGGUGGCCGUGCCGCCAUGGGACGUGGUGAUGCCCGUGGCUUUUCUUCAGGAUAUGGACAAGCACCUCCGCCGGAUUAUGCUUCUAGCAAGGUUGGAAGCGAUGAUCUCCGCCGUCUCCGCACCACUCGCAACACAAACCAGCCCAUGUCCUUUGGACCUUCUAGCAUGCUCGGCUCUCGUAGUAACAGUGGUCGCAAGAACCUUGGCCCUGGAGGCAACUUGGUUCGUGGUAGCGACGACAGUGCAGCCAGCAGCCGGACUGGGACACCCCCUGCCGGUAAGAAGGAAGACAAGGAGGCUGCGUCCUCCAUGAAUGCUUUCAGUGCCCUUGCUCAAUUACAAGAUCCGGACAACUUGGCCACAUCCCCUCCAUCAAACCCUACCUCUCCUGCGAUGACAAAAUCACAACCCGCUGUUGAGCGUCGACCCUCCGCGACCCCGUCAAAGGACGGCGGCGGCGGCGGCGAAGCAGCAUCAUAG
This is a messenger RNA of Aspergillus versicolor CBS 583.65, 4572 nucleotides long. Its product is annotated as putative eukaryotic translation initiation factor subunit eIF-4F. NCBI's taxonomy places the organism in Eukaryota, Fungi, Ascomycota, Eurotiomycetes, Eurotiales, Aspergillaceae. The record is from RefSeq and is a predicted model, not a curated record. Gene Ontology annotation, cellular component: eukaryotic translation initiation factor 4F complex. Bases 1 to 4572 code for a protein of 1523 amino acids. Gene Ontology annotation, molecular function: protein binding; translation initiation factor activity; mRNA binding. The transcript is spliced from 5 exons.